Molecule: messenger RNA, 4252 nt
Organism: Mizuhopecten yessoensis (Yesso scallop)
Lineage: Eukaryota; Metazoa; Mollusca; Bivalvia; Pectinida; Pectinidae
Exons: 6
Coding region: 34-3006 (990 amino acids)
Source: RefSeq, a predicted model, not a curated record
UCGUUCACGAAAGGUAGAUCUACACUUCGGCAGAUGAAAAUGGAAUUAUGUUCUCCAUCCCAUACAUAUGUGAAAAACAUCGAAGGUCUACGAAGCUGGACCGAAUCACCAGAUAUAUUUGAUGACGAUACGUACUCAGAACAAGAAUCGAAGCCGCCUGAAGACAAUAGAGGAAAAAUGGAUGCAAAAGCUCGAAAUAGAAUACGAAAUUGUAUGAAUGCCUUCGUAAACUUUACGAAAAAAGUCCGACCGUAUUACAAGUCCAAGUACCCAACAGAGUCGUUCUACGGGACCACGAGACGGAUCGGACAACAUUGGGCUUCUUUUUCUGCAAGCGAAAAGGAAAGGUAUAUUUCCGCAACUGCGGAAUCAAGACCUGGUAUUGUUGAAAUGAAACCACUACAUAAUGGAAAGUCAAGACAUGGUAACGUCACAGUUGGGUCAAGACAUGGCAUUGUUGAAGAACAGCCACGAGUGAGUGCCGACUCAAGGCAUGUUAACGUCACAGCUGGACCAAGACAUGGCAUUGCUGAAGAACAGUCACGAAUGAGUGCCAACUCAAGGCAUGGUAACGUCACAACUGGACCAAGACAUGGCAUUGUUGAAGAACAGUCACGCGUGAGUGCCGACUCAAGGCAUGGUAACGUCACAGCUGGACCAAGACAUGGCAUUGCUGAAGAACAGUCACGAGUAAGUGCCGACUCAGGACAUGGUAACGUCACAGCUGGACCAAGACAUGGCAUUGCUGAAGAACAGUCUCGAGUGAGUGCCGACUCAAGGCAUGGUAACGUCACAACUGGACCAAAACAUGACAUUGCUGAAGAACAGUCAAGAAUGAGUGACGGGUCGAGGUAUGGUAACGUCACAGCUGGGCCAAGACAUGGCAUUGCUGAAGAACAGUCACGAAUGAGUGCCAACUCAAGGCAUGGUAACGUCACAACUGGACCAAAACAUGACAUUGCUGAAGAGCAGUCAAGAAUGAGUGACGGGUCGAGGCAUCGCAACACAGCUGGACCAAAACAUGGUAUUGUUGAAGUAAUGUCACGAGUGAGUACCGAGUCGAGGCAUGGUAACGUCAUAGCUGGACCAAGACAUGACAUUCCUGAAGUGAGGUCACUAGUUAUUGCCGACUCAAGGCAUAGUAACGUCACAGCUGGGCCAAGACAUGGUAUUGCCGAAGUACAGUCACGAGUGAGUACCGACUCGAGGCAUGGUAACGUCAAAGCUGGACCAGGACAUGGUAUUGCUAAAGUGAGGCCAUUAGUUAGUGCCGACUCAAGGCAUGGUAAUGUCACAGCUGGACCAAGACAUGGUAUUGCUGAAGUAAAGUCACGAGUGAGUGCCGACUCAAGGCAUGGUGCCGGUGAUAACUCGUCAAACGUGGGAAUUUCAUGCAUGUAUGGACGGACCGGUGGUAAUCAGUCGCAUACACCUCCCACUGACCACAAGAUAAAGUCUAGAUACAAGAGUUCAUAUACUUCAGAUGCAUUAAACUGGACAUACGAGCGGGCUGCUACAUCUCCAGUACAAAUUGAUCAAGUCUCUCAUGUUAAUCUCUCCCGCUCUCAAGUGCUACAUGAAGCUUCCUCAGUACCGAAUGAAACACAACCUGAUUUCUUUUCUUGUGCUCACGAUACGAUUGCAGGAGAUUCUAAUCACCUCAAAGUCAAUACCUCACUUGUGGCAUCAACGGAAGACGUCACCAGAGGUUGCCGCGAAUCAGAAAUCAUAACAGACGGGAAACGUUGUCCUCGAACUUUAUCCGACCCCAGGGGAAGUUCUGAAGCAAGUAUAACUUUAAGAGACAAAAUUCCUGUGUUAGCACCCCCUCCAACGUGUACAUCAAUCACUGUCGGCCUAGGCUGGGAGUAUGCCGGAACAUCUUUUGCAAAUGUGGUUUACAAAUCAAGUAACAGCAGCAAUGCAAAAUGGUCACAGUUGCCAAACUUUGAUGGCAACAAUGUGUGUACAUCUGUUUCUUCUUCUUGUGUAAGGAGUCAUAUUGACUCUAAGUGCAAUGACAGAAACGAUCCUGUUAACUCAAAGGCGACUGAGAAACAGAAAAUGUGCAGGAGGAAUGAAUCUAAUAGUGCAGCAAAUAGUAAAAAAGAAAGAACAAAAGACGGAGGGGUUUCAAAAUUAAGAGCUAAACGCAUUCAACCAAAGUCUCCGAGAGCUUGCUCCGCUAUCGGUUCAAAUCAGGACAGUCAAAUGACUGGAUCAAUACUGUUCAACUCAGGAAUCAAGAUGCAGUAUAGAAAAAUACUUCCUAAGCCGUUAAAUGUAACAGUUGAAAAACCAGCAGAUCCAAACAUAGAAUCGUUGGAUCAAAAUCCAAUACAAGAGGUGGAUUUUAAGCAAUCAUUCAAGAUAAAAGAUGAAAUGAACCAAGAAGGCGUCUUACUUGCUCCUCGUGAUGAGACAACAAUUGAAAGUGUGCAUUUAGAUUCUAGAAAGCAGAAUAAAUUUGAGAAAUCAAUAAAACUAUCGCGUCCAAAAGACGAAGUCUUUGCGUCGAUUAAGAGGUUCAUAAGGGAGACAGAUGAUCCAAAGCAAUCUACGCAGGGUCAACCAACAGAGAAAUAUAAGAAAUUCAGCAAUGAGGACACGAAUUGUACCACGAGGUGGGAUGGGAAGGAAGAUCUGAAGAUCAGGGGACCUCCUAUAUGCAAAACCUUUGGUUUGAAAGAAGAUAAAUCAGCAGCGAUUUCCAUUUGCGAAAAGCAGAAAUACAAAGUUCUUAUUACCAGAGGGACAGACUGGGAUAUAUUGCCAAUUAAACAUAAAUCACCUGUACCAAAUCUAGUAUCCAUAUUUUCUCUGCAACCGGAAGUUAACCUACGGGAGAAAAAUGAUACGAAUGGCAGCAGCGAUGAGAGUCUGGGAGACAUGGACUUUCUGAUGGAGGGAUGUGACUCACCCAUGUGGUUCUCAUCGGGAAGUAGUGGAGCAGCCAGUCCUCCGUGUGCUAGUAAUACAGGUAUGUUACUUAAGUCGAAGACAUAGUGUACGUACUUUAAUGCUGUCAGUGAUGUGUUAGCAUUGUGUGUAACGAGACAUGAACAGAGAGAUAUUGAAAAAGUUGUGUUUUGUACGAGUCACUUUUAUCUCAUUAUUCUAUGUAAACAACCUAACACGCACCAUUGCACGGAAGUCAUAAUACAUUUUAUGCACAGUUAAGUAUAUAAAAGUCAAUUUUAUUGUACGAUGAUUGUGAUAUUUGGCAUGGAGAGUCAGGAGGGGUCAAACAUUGUUUUACGGAAGUCAGAAGGAAGAUUUCUGUCUCAAUUAUUGUUCACAUUGAACGUAUAUUUUCAGAUACCAUUUGAAAAAUGGGAGCUCUGCUGUUCUACAAUAGCUAUUGUUUAAUAAAUAUUUGCAUUGUGUUCAGUUUUCUUUACACAAACCAUUUAGGAAUUUCGAUUUGUAAGAUUCUCUCUGAAUGAUUGGCCAACCCCGUUAAAAUAAAUAGAUCACUAUAAAUAUUCUAUUUGCUAAUUAUCUGUGACAUUACACACGGGCGUUCUGGUUGGCUGGGCUUUUGUAAGACACUUCACUACCAUUACGAGUGUCCAGUUUAUUGUUCCUUAACGAUUUCUGUUGAAAACUCGGUAUAUUUACAAAAAUGUAUAUUAAAAAAGACGAUAUCUUUACUAACGGACAUAAUUAUGGAGGUUAUUUCAGAUCGCUACCCUAAUCAUGUUUUGAUAUUUCGUAGACUUGACAGACCGUACUGUUGGAGACUGUACUGAAGCACUCAUCAUCCACCCCGUUGUUUCACAGCUGCUCCAGACAGAUUGCUCUUCAAGUGUUGAUGACACAAAUUCUUCGGACAGUUUGCAGCAGUUGCAGAAAGGUUAUUGUAUUGGUUCACCGUCUCAUAAGUCAGUCAUUAAAAAUGUGUCUGAUACAAGCCCGAACGGACCAGGAACACCAACUCAAUCUGACGAUAUCAUAGCCAUGCAGAGUUUAUAUCACUGUUAAACAGGAUCGUGUUUCUAACCUGCAUUCAAAAGCAUUUACCGGAGGUUUGAAAACGUCUUUCAUUCGUGAAUUUGAAAACACACGUUGAAGAAUCUGUCAUUCUGGUGACUAUAUUUAAAGAGAUUGUAUGUUCAGUUUUUGGAAGACAUGCCUUUCCUCAUAAGUAGUACCGUGUGUACCUCGUAUUCAAUAAAACCUGCUACCGUUCCACCAGAAAUAGGCGUUGCACUUUAAUUAAUCAUGUAGUGUUUGAUCACGAUAUCUGAAA